This is a messenger RNA of Mirounga angustirostris (Northern elephant seal), 6246 nucleotides long. It is a transcript of the gene ABHD10, whose product is annotated as abhydrolase domain containing 10, depalmitoylase. The coding region runs from base 2337 to 2954 and encodes 205 amino acids. Gene Ontology annotation, molecular function: palmitoyl-(protein) hydrolase activity; hydrolase activity, hydrolyzing O-glycosyl compounds. Gene Ontology annotation, biological process: protein depalmitoylation. NCBI's taxonomy places the organism in Eukaryota, Metazoa, Chordata, Mammalia, Carnivora, Phocidae. The transcript is spliced from 5 exons. The record is from RefSeq and is a predicted model, not a curated record. Gene Ontology annotation, cellular component: mitochondrion.
UUUACUUGAUAGCGACCUCAUUUGUCUUCCUGGGCUAAGGCAGCAGGUUUCAGAGAGAGAAAUGGCCCUGAACAAUAUGUCCUAUCACUCCUGUGAAUGAAGGCAACAUUAACAGUGGGUAUGGAAACAGAUUAGUUUAUUUCAAGCCCAUCACUGUGGGUAAAAGUAUCUUCACCUGAUCUAGCCAGUUUUUCCUGAUUUGUUAUACUGAUAAGGGUGGAUAGAGAAAACAGUCCUUGUAUGACACUUUUCCCAUUAUGGAGACAAGGCAGGUUUUUUGCUUGUUUGUUUGUUUGUUUUUUUCAUUUUGCUGCACAUAAAAUGCAAGAAGAUCUGCAAAAAUAAAGGGAGAGAAGAAGGACAGGAAUGAUUGAGAAUAUUUGCAAUUAUCCAAAAACCACAGUGAGAAAUGUUGAUUAUUAAGAUAUAAGGGAUAGUGAAAUGAUGUGCUUUGUGUAUCACCUUACCGAUUUAGGUCCUUUGUAGUCUACAACGGGCCUAAUGGAGAACUGGCAAAAUAGCUCACCAGCUUUUGGAGUGCCACCUGAAAUCAAGCAGCCCUGCUUGCUAUUUCUGGCACUACACCACUCAAGAAAGAUCUAUUUAAUUUUUAUUUCACUAACUUUUUCAGUAUGUUCCAACAAGACAGGUUCUCAGGACUCCAAAGAUAGGCUGGAUUCACUGUAUCCAAACUUUGCCUUUAACUCUAGCAUCAAUCAUUGCUCCACAAUUUAUGACCAGCAUAGUAAAGUGGCUUUACUUAAGUAUUAUACCAACCACAGUAGCCUGAAGUAGAAAAAAAGAUCUUGCUUGUUGAUGCUUGGCACCCCCAGGAUUAAUUUGAAGGGUGCCAGAGCUAGAAUUCAGAAACCCUUGUACAAUUUAUUCAACCAUUUUUCUAUUACUGACUUCCAUUUUUUCUUCUGCUUCCUUCUAAAAACGGUGAUGUAGCUGAUAGUAUGCCUCCUUAUGAACUAGUGUUGUUUUCUACAGGAGAGUCACAAACUGGGGCCACUGGGUCAAGGACAUUGAAAAUGAUGCAUAUUUUAAAUCCUAAUAGGUGUGGUGAGAUUACCUGACAGAAAAGUUUAGCAAUUAACCUCCCACCAACCCUACACGAGUGCCAGUUUCCCAGCAUCCUUGCCUAUAGUUGCUCUUUUUAAUUUUUGCGAAUCUGAUGCAUAAGAAAAAUAACGUUAUUUUUUCAACGCACAUUUUUCAAUUAGUGAAGUUGAACAUCUUUACAUAUGAACUGCCUAUUCACAGCCAUUGACCAAUUCUAUUUUUUUUUAAAGAUUUAUUUAUUUAUUUGAGAGAGCGAGAAUGAGAGAGAGUACAUGAGAAGGGGGAGGAUCAGAGGGAGAAGCAGACUCCUCGCUGAGCAGGGAGCCCCAUGCGGGACUCGACCCCGGGACUCCAGGAUCAUGACCUGAGCCGAAGGCAGUCGCUUAACCAACUGAGCCACCCAGGCGCCCCCAAUUCUAUUUAAUUAUAGGUUUUUUCCCUUAUUUCUAGGAGCAGGCUGAAUAGAAGUAUUAUUGUUCUGUUAUCUGUGCUGUAAAAUCAGUUUUUCUAGACUCUCAUUUGACUCAAGAUGACUUUUGCCAUUCAAAAAGUUGAAAUACAUACACAUUUUUAUUUUUAUAAUUUUGUUUCAUAUCUUGCUUAAGAAAGUCCCUUCUUUCCCCAAACUCUGAAAUAUGCUCAGUGUAUUUAAAUCCUCUGAGUUUUAUUCUUCCGUUGAGACCGUUUAUCUACUGGGAUUUAUUUUUGCAUAUAACAUAAGGCAGGGGACGGAAUAAUUCAAAAAUUCAGUUGUCAGGCAUACAAAGAGCUAGAGCAAAAAACGAAGGAGCGUGAGUAGGUCCACUCCGGGUGUUUCUGCAAGCAGGAUUAAGGUCCGAUCUUGGAAGCAUUUCCGGUAAGGCUUAAAACUGUCGGAGCGGGAGAGCGAUUUGUAAUGCAAGCAGCCUAGCUAGCUAGCACCUUAUGCUUUCGCUCCCUAGUGUCCUCAGGAUGAUGAGACGGUUUCCUAUCUAGGAACGUUGGAUACGGGUUCUCUCGGCGCCUCCAGCCACGGAAUAUCUAUCUGCCCAUUGAAAAAGUCGCCUAAUGAAGUCACUCAAAACAUUCCCAAGCAUCAAAGGCAAAAACUGAGAGAAUCAACUGUCCAAUAGCGAGAGGAGGGCCAGCGCGACGACGCUCUGCGCAUGUGCGCUCUCUCCCGGGGUGCCCCUUAGCAAGUCCGGGCUUCCGGCUGGCGGCGCACGCGCAGCCUCAGUUACUGGGCACUGAGCGACUGUGGGUCCGCUCGGCGCUCAGGGGCCGCUGGGAAGAUGGCCGGAGUGGGCAUGGCGGCUCUGGGCGCUUGGGUACCUUGUCGGAGGUGGAACAAAGCGGCAGUGUUCGGCUUCCGCCGUGGCGUCACCGCGUUACUCGCAAGGAAGCCCAAGGGGACGCCGCUGUGGCUCCCAGCUUGCAGACAAAAGACAUCAGUCUCUUUCCUUAGUCGACCAGACCUUCCAAACCUGGCUUAUAAGAAGCUAAAAGGCAAAAGUCCAGGAGUUAUCUUCAUCCCUGGCUAUAUUUCUAAUAUGAAUGGUACAAAAGCAUUGGCGAUUGAAGAGUUUUGCAAAUCUCUAGGUCACGCCUAUAUAAGGUUUGAUUACUCCGGAGUUGGAAAUUCAGAUGGCAACUUACAAGAAUGCACAGUGGGAAGAUGGAGAAAAGAUGUUCUUUCUAUAAUUGAUGACUUAGCUGAAGGGCCACAGAUACUCGUUGGAUCUAGCCUUGGUGGAUGGCUUAUGUUUCAUGCUGCAAUCGCAAGGCCACAGAAGGUUGUUGCCCUUAUUGGUGUAGCAGCAGCUGUAGAUGGCCUCGUGACACAGUUCGGUCAGCUUCCUGUUGAGACUUUUCUCUUGAGCUCCAGACUCAUAAAACCAACUAUCCAAUGAACUGGGAUGGAUCGUGGGCCUCCCAGAUGCAGUAAGUAAAAACCUUGUUACCUCUCCCCUAUAUGGACCUCCCGAAUAUGAGUCCCCUUACGAUAAAUGGCACCACAUUAACCCAUUAUACAAGUCAAAUAUGGGGUCAUUCUGAUCAUCUUUUUCCUCAUCCACAUCAAUCGAAUGAUUCUCUUUCCCUAAUAAAAAAACUCAAAUUGUCUUGCAUAAGUCCAAUGUCCGGCAAAGCCAGUAAAUAUUUAACAGCUAGCUUUCCAAAAAAACAAAACAAAAUAAAAACACCCUGAUUUAUAAAUUUGCCAACAUCCAUGGCAUAAAUAUUUCAUUAAUGACUGGUUUGAAGCUAUUGCUGUCACUGAAUACAACAAAGCUGGGGAGAAAUGGCCAGUAGCACACCAUUAUAUAGUAAAUACACCAUACAGAGACAAUAAACAUAAUAUCCUCAAAAGUACAUGUAAUAGUAAAAUGAAGCAAAAUAAAUAAGGAAGUGAUCCAUUUUGAGUAUUUAACAUUUGUAAUUUAAUUAUAAGUUUAUAUAAUUUAAUUGCUUAUAAUGGCUGAGUGACAACUGGCUCUCACAAUUCCUGAAAAUUUAACCAUGGGGCACUUGCAAGCAGGCUACUUUAUGGGCUAGAGCCUCCUUGACAGCCAAGCCAUAUUUUUCUCCCUGUAUGUCUCUUCUCUUUAAUCCUAUGCUUUUUUGAUACUAGAACAUUUUCACCUGCCUAAUGAAGCUGUCUUUGCCAGCCACGUUCCUGACGUUCCCAACCCCUCCUGCUUCACCCCGUUCACCUGACAAACACCCACUCAUCUUUUGAGGCUUAAAGUCAUCUCAUUUAUAAACCUGUUCCCCAAUCCCUACCCCCUUCUUCUAGGUAUCAUUGUACCUGAGUACCUUGUGCAUAUUUUUAGCAUGACACCUGGCUAGUAUUUAUUGUUUACAAGUUUAACUUUGCUUCUAGACCAUGUUGCCAUGUCUUGUGCAUUUUUGUACUCAAAUACAUAGGCCCUUUAAAAAAGUUAUCGAGAAAAUUAAUGCUAAUACUAGUAGACACUCAGUAAAUGUAGAGUUGAGCCCACUUCCCCCAGGGAUCAAACAUUUUUUUCUCUAAAGACUUCCUGUAGAUUGCUGGACACUUCUAACCUAUUCCUGGGCUGUGGCCCCCCACUCUCUGCCACUGUAUCCUCUCCAGAACCAUGAGCUCAAUGAUUCACUUAAAGCACCCCAGCUAUUUUGUCAUAAUGGAAAGAAAUCUUUGGGUACAAAUGAUCUGCAAAGCACAGAAAAGAAAGAAAGAAAGGAAAGAAAGAAAAAGAAAGAAAAGGAAAAAAGAAAGAAAAGGAAAGAAGGUAAAUGUACAUGUACAUCUUUUAGAAUUGUUUCUAGCUUUAUAUAACAAACCAGGGUGCCUGGGUGGCUCAGUUGGUUAAGCGACUGCCUUCGGCUCAGGUCAUGAUCCCGGGGUCCUGGGAUCGAGUCCCGCAUCGGGCUCCCUGCUCUGCGGGGAGCCUGCUUCUCCCUCUCCCACUCCCCCUGCUUGUGUUCCCUCUCUCGCUGUGUCUCUCUCUGUCAAAUAAAUAAAUAAAAUCUUUAAAAAUAAAAUAAAAUAAAAUAUAUAACAAACCAGCCUCUUCCUUAGAGCAAUUCCAGCCACAGAGAAAGUAACAUGCCUUCUGUUUGGGCCUCUGUUUCCUUAGUUGCAAGUUGGAAUUGACCUUACUGUUGCCACCCAAGAUGCAACUCAGUGACUUCCAAAAUUCUGCUGACAAUUUCCCUCUCUAAACUCUUCCCCAAGCCCAGUUCUGUUGUCUUUAGAGCUUCUUCAUCUGAUGAUUCCAUACAGCAUCAAGAUCUGCAUUAGUCUGUCCUUUCUGUGCCUUUUGCUAAACCCAGUGCUCUACUAAAAGCGGGUUCUCUUACAACCCUCUGUGUCUCAGAGUUCUCUCUCUAUGCCUUCAGCUACUGACUACUAAGUCUUUUCUCAGGCAAACCACCCACAUGUCUACUAAGUGAUUACAUUUCCACUAGUCCAGGCCUCAGCCAGCAGAUUUCUCUCAAUACAUGUAUUAUUUAAGGAGUCAUUCCCUGCCUAGCUUCCAACCAAUUUUUCACAAAAAUUACCUUUGCACAUACCGGAAUUGCUUUAUCUAAUAUGCCGGAGUCAACUGAGCAAUUCUCAGGGGAAAGAAUUCUAUUUGAUUCCUCUCCAGCUCAGUACUGCCACAAUGACGCACUCAAAAAAUACUUGCUGAAAGAACCAAAAGAACACAUUUUGGGGUGUUUUUCUCAUGAAAAGUACCCAGAGACUUGCACAACACCAAUGAGACCUUACCCCCAAGUGGCUUGCAGGCUAAGAAGGCUGAUUGCCCAGCUCUUUGGCAGUUUUAAAAUUUUCAGGCCAACCCACGUCUAAGUUGAUUUGUCCUGAGGUCUUGUUUGACUAUGCUACACUGGUAGCAUGUCAGUGGGACCUGCCAGGUCCUUAACUCAAAUAAACAGAUGAAAUGUUCACAAGCUAUCAAAACCUUUCGCUCCGUGAGUUUCGGAGCGCAUUGACACUGAGCUCUGUUUAACUGAUAAAACAUGCUCCUAGUAUCUUUCGAUUAAAAAUAGCAUUAAAAAAGGUGCAUUCUUUGGAUAAGUCAAACUGAGGCACAAGAGUUUCCCACCAGGAUGGAAGUUUCUGGAUGGAAUCUGGCUGGCAGCUGAACAAGGGAAUGGUUGCAGCUCUCAGCCCCUCCCUCCCGUCCAGCCAGACAACUGUUACCUCAGGGCAGAGGGAAAGUGGUUUGGCAAUCCCGACAGAUGGACAGCUGACAGAACGGACCCUCCCCCAGGCCCCAGGCCCCAGGCCCCAGGCCCGUGCAGCUGCGUGCUGGCCUGGUAGACAAUCAGCCGUCUCCCCCAGAGGAGGGGAAAGAAUUGUGCAGCCAGAAAGAAGCUCUCAGCGGGAGGGAGGCGGCGGGCUUGAGUGACAUGCGGGAGGGCCGGCUUUUUGGAGGGCUCUUAGCAACGGCCCCGGUUUGACCCGCGUCAGCCAGGAGAAAAUCGAAUCAGUCAGUGUACCACUCUUCCAGGCGCCAUGCAGCAUCAGCAACUGAACGUCAAGGCGGCCUGCCUUCCUGCCUGUUAAGGACCUGCUCUCUCCCAGGCCAGGGUCCCCGCCUCUGCAAAGCGCUUCUAGAGAGGGGGAGCCACGACCACCACCCAGGCCCCGGCUGCCGUAGGUGGUGGUGGUGGGGGGGGGGGGGUUCGGCCUCGACUGUGAGUCCGUGCGCAUCA